AUGCGGGCAGGGACCAAGGUGAAUCCAAAACCGGCUGCGGACUUCGGCUACGUGGGGAUAGACGCCAUCCUGGAGCAGAUGAGACGGAAAGCCAUGAAGCAGGGGUUCGAGUUCAACAUCAUGGUCGUGGGUCAGAGCGGCUUGGGGAAAUCUACGUUAAUCAACACCCUCUUCAAAUCCAAAAUCAGCCGGAAAUCUGUACAGCCGACUUCCGAAGAGCGGAUCCCCAAGACCAUUGAAAUCAAAUCCAUCACUCACGAGAUUGAAGAGAAGGGGGUUCGCAUGAAGCUGACGGUCAUCGACACCCCGGGCUUUGGAGACCACAUCAACAACGAGAACUGCUGGCAGCCCAUCAUGAAGUUCAUCAACGACCAGUACGAGAAGUACCUGCAGGAGGAGAUCAACAUUAACCGGAAGAAGCGGAUCCCCGACACGCGGGGGCACUGCUGUAUAUACUUCAUCCCAGCCACUGGCCACUCGCUCCGACCGCUGGACAUCGAGUUCAUGAAACGCCUGAGCAAAGUGGUCAACAUCGUCCCCGUGAUUGCAAAAGCCGACACGUCCUCCGGCCGCGGCUCCGCGCGAUCCCACAUAAUGGCUGAUCUUCUUGCCAACGGGAUCGAUGUGUAUCCUCAGAAGGAGUUUGAUGAAGACUCUGAAGAUCGGCUAGUGAAUGAGAAAUUCAGGGAAAUGAUCCCAUUUGCGGUGGUGGGCAGUGACCAGGAGUACCAGGUUAAUGGAAGAAGAAUCCUUGGAAGGAAGACCAAGUGGGGCACCAUUGAAGUGGAGAACACGACACACUGUGAGUUCGCCUACCUGCGGGACCUCCUCAUCAGCUGCACUGGUGCUACCAACACUGGCGAUUUCAGAUUUGCGGGGGAGAAAAGUCGGGUUGAACUUCUGCACCCGCUGAAGCUCGCCGGCAGCUUCGGACAAGGCAGCGAGACGCGCGUGUGCUCCCCUCUGCUCAGCAGCAAGGUGUGA
This is a messenger RNA of Opisthocomus hoazin, 984 nucleotides long. Lineage: Eukaryota; Metazoa; Chordata; Aves; Opisthocomiformes; Opisthocomidae. The record is from RefSeq and is a predicted model, not a curated record.